Molecule: messenger RNA, 1686 nt
Organism: Huiozyma naganishii CBS 8797
Lineage: Eukaryota; Fungi; Ascomycota; Saccharomycetes; Saccharomycetales; Saccharomycetaceae
Gene: TMA64
Product: Tma64p
Exons: 1
Coding region: 1-1686 (561 amino acids)
Biological process (GO): translational initiation; formation of translation preinitiation complex
Molecular function (GO): translation initiation factor activity
Source: RefSeq, a predicted model, not a curated record
AUGUUUAAGAAGACACCACAUAUUAAGCCGUUGAGCAAUCUGAAGAACUCAGAGCAACGGAAGUUGCAGCAGGAAGUACAGAAACAGUUUGGUGUGGAUGAGUUCGUCUUCUCGGGCAACACAGUCAAGCAGACAAACUUCCAGUCGACGACGAGUGUCGGGACGAUAUAUUUGAACGAUGAGAAGAUUCCUGUGCCGCUAUUCUUUAAGGAGAAACAUGGGUCUGGUCCGCUCUGGCCCAGUGUCUACGCUUGCUGGUCGCACCCUGGUUUGCUGCCAAUCAUACUGACCCACUCUGUGGUCAUCGAAGACCAUCUGUUCAAUGGUGCGAACCUGAUGAUUUCGGGGACCAUGCCGCCAUUUGACGUAGCUCAUUUGCAUAAGGGCCGGCCCUGUGGUAUUGCCAAUUACAAAUCUCCAGAUGUGAUUAUUGCUGUGGGAACUUUGAAGAUGGACUUGGAGCCCUUCAAUACGACAGGUGUUGUUGGCCACAGUGGUGUCGUUGUCGAGGUGGCUCACCAUUUUGCAGACGGUCUGGCCGAUGCAUUCCGUCUGAAACUAGAUAUCCCAGACAAGUUAGAAUCGGCGACUACACAAGAGGUGGCGGAAGAGCCACCAGUUGAGGCGAAACCAACUUCGCCUGUGACGAAUCCAGUCGCUGUUGAUGACUUGGCAGAGGUUUUGGAGACCCUCUCCGUGGAAGACGUGGACUAUUUCAUGACAAGAGCCCUGUACUACACCUUAACACAGGAACCAAAACUGGCAUUGCCCAUCAAUGCCUCGAACUUCAUGUCCAUGCACCUCAUGAAAUGCUUGCCAAAGGGUAUAGACGCCACCGAGGUCAAUGUGAAGAAGUCCUCAUGGAAGAAGACAGCAAAGUACCUGAAACAUUUCGAGAAGGAGGGUCUCUUGAAGUUGAAGGGCAAAGGUGACGAUUUGGUCGUUGUGGGGAGUACUGAUUCGAAGACACAUGCAGGAUUGAAGGAUUUUGUGCCCUACCUGGUGGGCAACUCAAUUGCCGAAUCCGGACCCAAGUCGCAAACGACAAACGGCCCAGUCAUGUUUGCAGUGACGAGUUUCCAACCUGAUUCUACAGCACAAACAGCAUUGCCCCUGGGGGGUCAGAGAUACUUCUCAGGGCCAGAGAUCCGUGAAGUGCUCAACGAGUACAUCACGGCUAACAAACUGGCUCAACCAAAUAAUCCGAAGAUGGUUCUCUUGAACGAUACGCUCUUUGGGAUGGUCACGAAGGGGAAUGAGGAGAAGCAGACGACAAAGCGGAUCAUGGCAAGACCGGAGAUACUCGAACGUGUCAUGAAAUACCACUUCAAAACGCUAUACCAGCUAUUCAAGGACAAGGAUACCCCUUUGACAAAGCACCCACAGAAGGGUGAACCUCCCAAAGUACAUAUCAUCACCGAGAUGAAGAUCGGUCGCAAAGUCGUCACGAGAGUGUACAACUUCGACCAUCUGAACAUCCGCGACACAGAAUUUGCAGCAGAUCUGCGUAAGCUCUGCAGUGCCUCGACUACGAUAGGAAAAACGGUGAGCACCCCAGUGGUGUCCGAGAUCCAGGUACAGGGCGCCCACGGCCCCUUGAUCAUCGACCAUCUACGCGAACUGGGCGUCCCGAGCUCAUGGGUCGUGUUCGAAAACAAAGUCAAACCCAAGAAGAAGCGCAAGUGA